Messenger RNA from Ylistrum balloti, 1697 nucleotides. RefSeq names its product E3 ubiquitin-protein ligase RAD18-like. Gene Ontology annotation, cellular component: Rad6-Rad18 complex; nucleus. NCBI's taxonomy places the organism in Eukaryota, Metazoa, Mollusca, Bivalvia, Pectinida, Pectinidae. Gene Ontology annotation, molecular function: ubiquitin protein ligase activity; single-stranded DNA binding. The record is from RefSeq and is a predicted model, not a curated record. Gene Ontology annotation, biological process: DNA damage tolerance; protein monoubiquitination.
CUCAUGAUGAGGAUUCAACACCACAAGAUCAAACCAUGGAGUUCUCUACUGUUAAAAUGCCAUGUCCAGUGUGUGGUGUGGAAGUGAAUGACCAGGCUAUCAACACUCACCUUGACCAAUGCCUAGCUAGUGCAGAAAAGAAAUCAUCAUUACGAAGAGCAACACCUAAAAGAAAACAUAUGACCAAGCUAGUUUACAACAUAAUGUCAGAUAAAAAUUUACGGAAGAAACUCAAAGAAGAUGGUCUGUCCUGCAAGGGCGAUAAACAGACACUGAUAAACCGACAUCGUGAAUUUGUGCUGAUGUAUAAUGCGGAAUGUGAUUCCUUAAAUCCAAGGCCAGUUGAACAGGUGAUAAAAGAACUUGAAGCCCUAGAAAAGGCAAAGCAAACAGGAGUCUCUAGCAGUAUACGCAAGGAGAGAGUUCAUAUUGAAAAGAACAGUUCCCCUGCCACGAUUAAAAGUGUCCUACAAAAUUAUGAAAAGGCACAUAAGUCUCAGUUUGAUGACUUGGUCAAUGCGGCCAGGAAUAGUCGCAAAACUAAAGGUGAGAAAUCACAUCCAGGGAAGAAAAGUGAGAUUCCAACAGAGGAGAGUGAAAACGAAAAACCUGUCGCCAUGGCUACGGAUGUUACACCUAGUCAUGUGAUGAAGUCUCAAAGAGGAAGGUCAUAUGUUGAGAGUGACUCUGCUAGUCCUUUAGUCCAAACAAGUUCUUUGUCAACAUCUUGUCCUGUGGAUAACUUGUUAGGAGGUAAUUCAGGUGUAGAAGGUAGCUCUGAUGAUCAUUCGGUGCUAAAGAAUUCCUCGUCAUGUCCUGUAGAACACUCAUCGGAAAGUAAUCCAGAUAUGGAAGGUGAUCCUGUUACAGAAAUAAAUUCAGAGUUGUGUUCUGUAACUAACUCUCUAACAGAAAACUCUAACAGUAAUUCAGGAUUAGACAAAAACUCCCCAACCAGUCAUACACUCCCUAGUCCUAGUACAGGGUCAUCAGAAAUACGGAUAGAAAGGACACCAAAGAAAGUGAGAAGACGAAUACAUAGAGAUAUCAUAACGUCCACCCCAUCACCAAGAAAACUGGCUGGCCUGGGAUGUUCCCCAUUAAAGAGUCCCAGCUUACCAGCUGAUCUCAUUGUACCACCAUCACCAGGAAAGUGUGCACUCUUCGUGGAAGACAGCGAGUUUGGAAGUGACACAGAGGAUCAACUCUUUAAGAAAAUCAACUCGUCUAUAGAUACUUUUUCUGAAGAUGACCAAGAGGAUGAUUGUCGAUCUGACUGGCCUGCCCUGUCCCAAACUCCCAUACCUCGGGAGCAGGAUGGGGCCGUUCAAAGUGUGGAAGUGGAAGACACGCCUUUGUUUGAUACUGAAGUUGUACACAACACAUCCCUACGGUCGCGUCACGUAUCUGGGCUUUCAGUUGAAAGUGGUGUUUCCACGGGUAGUGAUGAAUCUUCUAUAUUGUGGGUCUCGUCUCCAGUAACCAUGAAGAUUGGGACCAGAAGACAGUCUGAACGAGUCAAAGCAGGAAAUGAAGAUCAGAGGAGGAGUAUAAAGGAUAGCCGUGAUGAGAAGAAGAAAGGAAACGCAAAGAGGAAGAGAUCUACUGGGUUCUGUAGGUGGCAUCGCAAAGAGGAUCAAACGCAGAAGAUGAGAUAUAAAAAUCAGAAUCAAUGGCGUUCAAAACAUAUUUGUUAA